AUGGGGAAUUUUAGAGACAAAGGCUCUGAUCACAUUCGUCGGGGCACAGAAAGAAAAGCAGCAGAUAUUUGGAGCGUAAUCAGUGCAAAGCUACAUCGGUUAGGAUACAGUAGAACUGGAAGUGACUGUGAAUCAAAAUUCAAGUCACUGAAACGCACGUACACAAGGAAGAAGCAAGAAAAGGCAACUGGGCGUGAAGGGAAGAAGUGCGAAUUCUACAGUCUAAUGGAUGUCCUCUUUUGCAGAGGAUGCAGACCAUACUGCUCCAUGCUCCGACUCAUCCGACCUGUCUUCGACAAGAUCCGAAGCACAACGUGGGCUUCUAACGAACAGUGCAAGCGGCGACGCCCUGUACGCGUGCUGGAGGCCAUUCUCCAGAACCUGCAGAGGUGGGGGAAAGAAGAGAGGGAGCGCUACCGCCACCAACUGAAGAUGCAAAGAAUCAAAAUGAAACUCUUGACAAGGCUGGUCGACACGCAAGUGCACAGGUGCUAAGAAAGUUGCAAAAAAGAUACUUUUUUGUGCCUUGUUCUUUUUUAUUUAUUUGUUGCUGUGCUUUUACCAAGCAGAUGCGCAGUUCACUAGUUCAACUUUGUUAAUUAGCAAUAGCCGACAAUUCUUUACGCAAGAAAGGUGUGUUCGAAUGGUAGUACAGUUCGUAGUUGUCAGUUGCUACCGGUGGUUAAUUCUUUAUGAGGCUGUGCUAUACACUGUGCUAAAGACUGUGCUAAACACCAAUUGGUGGUAGACUGGUUAUAUUGCACUUUCAUAUUUAGUCAG
Molecule: messenger RNA, 780 nt
Organism: Ornithodoros turicata
Lineage: Eukaryota; Metazoa; Arthropoda; Arachnida; Ixodida; Argasidae
Exons: 2
Coding region: 1-495 (164 amino acids)
Source: RefSeq, a predicted model, not a curated record